Molecule: messenger RNA, 10202 nt
Organism: Rhinolophus ferrumequinum (greater horseshoe bat)
Lineage: Eukaryota; Metazoa; Chordata; Mammalia; Chiroptera; Rhinolophidae
Gene: MGAM2
Product: maltase-glucoamylase 2 (putative)
Exons: 48
Coding region: 43-8622 (2859 amino acids)
Biological process (GO): carbohydrate metabolic process
Molecular function (GO): carbohydrate binding; alpha-1,4-glucosidase activity
Source: RefSeq, a predicted model, not a curated record
CCUGAGGGAUAGACACAGAAAGUAAGAAGAUACGGCUAUGAGAUGGCGAGGAAUCUCAGUGUACUGGAAGUCCUUCUGAUCAUCUUCUUGCUAAUUGUCUUGGCCGUAGAUGUCUUCUUGAUGUUUCUGGUGUUCGAGAAUACGUCAGACGAUCCAUUUAUUCCCCAGUGCCCAGAGAUCCCCGAAUCAGAACGGAUAGACUGCGUGGCUGGCCAGGUGGUGACAGAGGAAGUCUGCAGAUGGCAAUACAAGUGCUGCUGGAAGGCCGUACCAAACAUUGACGUCCCGAGGUGCUUCUUCCCCAAGAACUGGGGCUAUGAAGUCAGGAAUGGCCUUAAAAAUACAAGCACAGGGUUUACUGCCCAGUUGGAAAGGGUGCCAACCCCAUCUCUGUUUGGAAAUGAUGUUGUCAACGCCCUCUUCACAGCUGAAUAUCAGACAUCCAGUCGUUUUCACUUUAAGAUCACUGAUGCCGAUAACAGACGCUAUGAAGUCCCCCAUGAAAAUAUUAAUCUGUUUAAUGAGACUGUUGGUACCUCCAAUUUGAGCUAUCACAUCAAGGUCAUGGAGAAACCCUUCAGCAUCCAAAUAAUAAGGACGAGCAGCAAAAGAAUCCUGUUGGACACAAGCAUCGGGCCCCUCCAGUUCGCCCAGCAGUACCUGCAGCUGUCUUUCCAGCUGCCCAGCGCCAACGUGUACGGGCUAGGAGAACACGUGCACCAGCAGUACCGCCACAACCUGGCCUGGAAGACCUGGCCCAUCUUCACCCGCAAUGCCGCCCCCACCCAGGGCAUGAUUAAUCUGUACGGCGCUCACACAUUCUUCCUGUGCCUUGAAGACACCAGUGGCUCGUCUUUUGGGGUGUUCCUGAUGAACAGUAAUGCUAUGGAGGUCACCCUUCAGCCUGCUCCUGCAAUCACUUACCGCACUAUCGGGGGCAUCCUUGACUUUUAUGUGUUCCUGGGAAAUACUCCAGAGCAAGUGGUUCAGGAAUACCUGGAGCUCAUUGGACGACCAUUCCUGCCUUCUUACUGGAAUCUUGGAUUCCAGCUUAGUCGCAGGGAUUACGGUAACCUCGAGGGACUGAGAGAGGUUGUAAACCGAACUCUUAAAGCUGGGAUCCCAUAUGAUGUCCAGUAUUCUGAUAUAGACUACAUGGAUGGAAAGAAGGAUUUCACUAUUAACACAAAUGAUUACGGAGGUCUCCCAAAUUUUACCAAGAGCUUACAGGAACAUGGACUAAAAUAUGUCAUUGUUAUGCAUCCUGGCAUUUUAAGUGAUCCUGAGAACAGAACCUAUGUGAAUGGAAAUAAAAAGAGAGUAUGGAUUUUCAGGGACAACGGUUUUUUCAUGGAGCAGGGGCCUUCCAACACAUCCAACGUCGUCUUUCCUGAUUUCAUGAACCCAGUCUGUACUCAGUGGUGGACAGAAGAGUUCAAAAUGUUUCAUAAAACUCUGGAGUUUGAUGGAGUGUGGAUUGACAUGGAUGAAAUAUCGAACUUUUACCCAAAUUCUGAUCAUCGAUGUGAAGAAAACAGUUUGAACUAUCCUCCUUUCACUCCUCGCAUUCUGGACCGCAUGCUUUUUGCAGGAACCCUCUGCAUGGAUGCCGAGUUUUAUUGGAGCUUUCAUUAUGAUGUCCACAGCUUGUACGGCUACUUUAUGGCAAGAGCCACAGACUCGGCCUUGAAGCAGAUCUUCCACAAUAAGAGGAACUUCAUCUUAUCCCGUUCUACUUUUGCUGGAUCUGGCAAAUUUGCUGCUCAUUGGUUGGGAGACAACGCAGCCACAUGGGAUGAUCUCCGAUGGUCCAUCCCGAGUAUCCUUGAGUUCAAUCUGUUUGGCAUCCCCAUGGUUGGUGCCAACAUCUGUGGUUAUUCACUAAAUGUCACAGAGGAACUCUGCAGAAGAUGGAUGCAGCUUGGAGCAUUUUAUCCACUAUCAAGGAAUCACAAUGGGCCUGGGUUCAGGGACCAGGACCCUGCUGCCUUUGGUGAAAACUCUCAGCUGCUGAUUUCCUCCCGACAUUAUCUGAACAUCCGCUACACCCUGCUGCCCUAUCUCUACACCCUUUUCUACCGCGCCCAUAUCUAUGGCGAGACUGUAGCGAGGCCUCUGGUCCAUGAGUUCUACCAGGACCCAGCUACCUGGGAGGUGCACGAGCAGUUCUUAUGGGGGCCUGGACUCCUCAUCACGCCUGUUCUUUAUGAAGGUGUGGACCGAGUGAAAGCAUACAUACCAGACGCCAUCUGGUACGACUAUGAGACACAAGUAGCCGUCCAAUGGAGGAAACAGUUGGUGGAGAUGCUGCUGCCUCCUGAUAAGAUAGGACUUCACCUUCGAGGGGGCUACAUAUUUCCCAGCCAGCAGCCCAACACGACCACAGAGACAAGUCGGAAGAAUUCCCUGGGACUCAUUAUUGCCUUGGACUAUAAGAGGGAAGCAAAGGGCGAGCUGUACUGGGACGAUGGUGUGUCUGCAGAUGCUGUAACCGAAGAGAACUAUAUUCUGUAUAAUUUUUCUGUCACCUCUAACCAUCUACAGGCAAAAACUAUACGUCAUAAUUAUGUGGACCCUGACAACCUCAUGUUUACAGAUAUCAUAAUCUUGGGAAUGGACAAGCAACCUACCAAAUUUAGCGUCGUAGUUGAGGAUGUUAACACCACCAUUUCAAACGUUUACUACAAUGCUUCAUCGAAGGUGGUGAGAAUCACUGAUCUCAAGAAACUGGCCCUGGGAAAAAAUUUCUCCAUUGCAUGGCAUCUUCUGGUCAGUGACCUGGAGAAGUUCAACUGCUACCCCGAGGAGCCCGCUGCCUCUGAGAAGAUUUGCAGCCAGCGGGGUUGCCUUUGGGAGCACACAACCGUUCCUGGCGUACCCACCUGUUUCUAUGACACCGUCCCUAAGUAUGCUGCCAGUAACAUUCAGUAUUUGCCCACUGGCAUCACCACAGACCUUACCCACCUGACGGCCUCUGAGUCAACGCGAGCCGCGUCAGCACCACGGGACACGCAACCCCCAUCCGCAGCAAAGGCGGCUGCCUCCGAUCCUCUCUCUGCUGAAACCAGCUUCCUUAACCUCAGGGUGAUCUAUCACACAGAAAGCAUGCUGCAGUUCAAGAUCUAUGAUCCCACUAAGAAAAGGUAUGAGGUGCCAGUGCCUCUGAACACCCCUCGCUCUCCUGUUGGCUCCCCUGAAAACCGUCUGUAUGAUGUCAGGAUUCAGACCAAUCCUUUCGGGAUCCAGAUUCGACGAAAAAGCUCCGACACUGUGAUUUGGGACUCUCAGCUCCCCGGCUUCACCUUCAACGACACGUUCCUUUCCAUUUCUACGCGCCUCCCCUCUCCGAACAUCUAUGGCUUUGGGGAAACUGAGCACACGACUUUCAGAAGAAACAUCAGCUGGAACACGUGGGGAAUGUUUGCUCGAGAUGAGCCACCAGGGUACAAGAAGAAUUCCUAUGGCGUCCACCCCUACUACAUGGCACUGGAGGAAGAUGGCAGCGCCCACGGGGUGCUCCUGCUAAACAGCAAUGCCAUGGAUGUGACAUUCCAGCCCACACCUGCCCUCACAUACCGCACCACAGGAGGGAUUUUGGACUUUUAUAUGGUUUUGGGGCCAACCCCCGAGCUUGUAACUCAGCAAUACACCGAGUUGAUUGGUCGGCCAGCAAUGAUUCCGUACUGGGCCUUGGGAUUCCAGCUGAGUCGCUAUGGGUACCAGAAUGACACUGAAAUCUCCAAUUUGUACGAUGACAUGAUGGCAGCCCAGAUUCCCUAUGAUGUGCAGCACGUAGACAUAGAUUACAUGGACCGGAAGCUGGACUUCACCCUCAGCACCCACUUUCAAAACCUCGGUCUCCUGAUUGAGCGAAUGAAGAAAAAUGGCAUGAGGUUUAUCCUCAUUCUGGAUCCAGCCAUUUCUGGCAACGAGACCCAGUACCUCCCUUUUACCAGAGGGCAGGAGAACAACGUGUUCAUCACAUGGCCCAACACCGGUGAUGUUGUCUGGGGAAAGGUUUGGCCAGAUCUACCCAAUGUGAAUGUGAAUGGCUCCCUUGACCAUGAAACUCAGGUUAAGCUCUACAGAGCCCACGUUGCUUUCCCUGACUUCUUGCGUAAUAGCACAGCUGCAUGGUGGAAGAAGGAAAUCAAAGAGCUCUACGUAAACCCUCGAGAGCCGACGAAGAGCUUGAAGUUUGAUGGAUUGUGGAUCGAUAUGAAUGAGCCAUCAAACUUUGUGGAUGGAUCUGUCAGGGGCUGCAGUGAUGAAACUCUUAAUAAGCCACUCUAUAUGCCACAUUUGGAGUCCAGAGCCAAGGGCCUGAGCAGCAAAACCCUGUGCAUGGAAAGUGAGCAGAUCCUGCCAGACGGCUCCCCGGUGCAACACUACAACGUGCACAGCCUGUACGGGUGGUCCCAGACCAGACCCACGUACGAAGCUGUGCAGGAGGUGACGGGACAACGAGGGAUCGUCAUCACCCGCUCCACGUUCCCCUCUUCUGGCCGCUGGGGAGGCCACUGGCUGGGAGACAACACGGCCGCGUGGGACCAGCUGAAGAAGUCCAUCAUUGGCAUGAUGGAGUUCAGUCUCUUUGGAAUACCUUAUACAGGAGCAGAUAUUUGUGGGUUCUUUGGAGACGCUGAAUAUGAGAUGUGUGUUCGCUGGAUGCAACUGGGGGCCUUUUACCCAUUUUCCAGGAACCACAACAGCAUCGGGACACGGAGACAAGACCCUGUGGCCUGGAACUCGACCUUUGAGAAGUACUCGAGAGACGUCCUGCAGACCAGAUACACCCUGCUGCCGUACCUCUACACACUAAUGCACACAGCUCAUGCCGAGGGCAGCACUGUCGUCCGACCCCUUUUCCAUGAGUUUAGCGAUGACAACACCACAUGGGCUAUAGACGAUCAGUUCAUGCUGGGCGCUGCCAUCUUGGUCAGCCCCGUGCUGCAAAGGAACAUUUUUGAGAUCCUCGCUUAUUUUCCCAGAGCCCGUUGGUAUGACUAUAGCACGGAAUCGGGCAACGUGUCAACAGGCGAGUGGAGACUCCUGGAGGCCCCCCUUGACCGCAUCAACCUGCACGUCAGAGGAGGCUACAUCCUGCCUUGGCAGGAGCCUGCCAUGAACACUCAGUCCAGUCGACAAAAAUUUAUGGGAUUAAUUGUUGCUUUGGAUGACAACGGAAAAGCUGAAGGCCAGAUGUUCUGGGAUGAUGGAGAAAGCAUCGAUACCUAUGAAAAUGGCAACUAUUUCUUGGCAAAAUUUACAGCAGCUCAGAACACACUGAAAAUCCAGACCAUACACAAUAAGUAUUUGAGUGACUCGAAUCCAUUGAAAGUUGGGUAUAUUAAAAUCUGGGGACUGCUCUCUUCUUAUGUGACACAAGUCACUGGUACCUAUGACAACAUGCAAAUCACGGGGAUGUCUUUCAAAACUGACCUCAACAAACAGACACUAACUAUACAAUUGACUGACAAGAUUAUCAGCCUGGAAAAGUUAACUGAGGUUACUUGGAUUUACCGUGAUCCUACAGUUUCUACUACAGUUAUGACGAGUUCGCUACCUCCUUCUACAUUUACUACUGAGGCUACCACUUCUGAGACUAUUACCACUAGUUCUGCUACUAUAAGUCCUACCACUGCUAGCACUAGUACUGCCUUUCCAUUCACAACCACUCCAUUCUCAACAAGUGCUAUAGGAGUUACAUUUAGUACAACUGUUUCUGAGAUCACUACCCCUUUCCCUACAAGUACUACUACUGCUAGCACUAGUACUCCCUUUCCUAUGACAACCAUUCCUUUCCCAACAAGUACUAUAGGAGUUACAACUGGUGCUACUGUUUCUGAUUUCACUACUCCUUUCCCUACAGGAACUACUGGUAGCACUAGUACUGCCUUUCCAUUCACAACCACUCCAUUCUCAACAAGUGCUAUAGGAGUUACAUUUAGUACAACUGUUUCUGAGAUCACUACCCCUUUCCCUACAAGUACUACUACUGCUAGCACUAGUACUCCCUUUCCUAUGACAACCAUUCCUUUCCCAACAAGUACUAUAGGAGUUACAACUGGUGCUACUGUUUCUGAUUUCACUACUCCUUUCCCUACAGGAACUACUGGUAGCACUAGUACUGCCUUUCCAUUCACAACCACUCCAUUCUCAACAAGUGCUAUAGGAGUUACAUUUAGUACAACUGUUUCUGAGAUCACUACCCCUUUCCCUACAAGUACUACUAAUGUUAACACUAGUACUGCCUUUCCUAUCACAAAUACUCCUUUCCCAACAAGUACUAUAGAAUCGAAUAGCCCUACUACUUUCCCUACAAGUACUACUACUGCUAGCACUAGUACUGCCUUUCCUAUGACAACCAUUCCUUUCCCAACAAGUACUAUAGGAGUUACAACUGGUACUACUGUUUCUGAUUUCACUACUCCUUUCCCUACAGGAACUACUGGUAGCACUAGUACUGCCUUUCCAUUCACAACCACUCCAUUCUCAACAAGUGCUAUAGGAGUUACAUUUAAUACAACUGUUUCUGAGAUCACUACCCCUUUCCCUACAAGUACUACUACUGCUAGCACUAGUACUGCCUUUCCUAUCACAAAUACUCCUUUCCCAACAAGUACUAUAGAAUCGAAUAGCCCUACUACUUUCCCUACAAGUACUACUACUGCUAGCACUAGUACUCCCUUUCCUAUGACAACCAUUCCUUUCCCAACAAGUACUAUAGGAGUUACAACUGGUGCUACUGUUUCUGAUUUCACUACUCCUUUCCCUACAGGAACUACUGGUAGCACUAGUACUGCCUUUCCAUUCACAACCACUCCAUUCUCAACAAGUGCUAUAGGAGUUACAUUUAAUACAACUGUUUCUGAGAUCACUACCCCUUUCCCUACAAGUACUACUACUGCUAGCACUAGUACUGCCUUUCCUAUCACAAAUACUCCUUUCCCAACAAGUACUAUAGAAUCGAAUAGCCCUACUACUUUCCCUACAAGUACUACUACUGCUAGCACUAGUACUCCCUUUCCUAUGACAACCAUUCCUUUCCCAACAAGUACUAUAGGAGUUACAACUGGUACUACUGUUUCUGAUUUCACUACUCCUUUCCCUACAGAAACUACUGGUAGCACUAAUACUGCCUUUCCUAUCACAGCCACUCCUUUCCCAACAAGUGCUAUAGAAGUUACAACUACUACUACUGUUCCUAAUAUUACUACUCCUUCCCAUACAAAUUCUACUUCUGAUAGUACUCAUGCUGCUCUUCCUAUCACAACCUCUCUUGUCCCAACAACUGUUGCUGACACUAGCACUGAUACUGCUGGUCUUAUAGCCACUACUCUUUUCCCAACAGAAGGUGAUACUACUAGCACUACUAAUACGGUUCCAAGUACAACUCCUUCUCUUACAAACAGCCUCACUACCGGCAGUACAACAACGGGUACCUUUAACUCCACAUAUACUACGUUUGCUGUAACAAGUGGUACAGGCACACCAGUCUCUACUACCCAAGGCCUUAUGUCAUUUCCCCCUACUACCACAGACACCACACAGCUGACCACUACCCAUUCUGCUACUACUGCAACACAGGCCCUAAGCCACACAACAUUAACUGCCACUAAUUCUCCUAACCCAGGCACCAUCAACACUACUUUUGCAAGCACUGCAUCCACUAGCAUGGAUCCAGUUACUACAAAUAUUUUAAAUAUUACCACUGCGGGAAACACAAAAGCAACUACAGGCAUCACUGCAGUUUCUAUGAUUACAAAUGCUGCUUCUGUGCAAAUGACUACUCAGGUCAUUUCAACUCUACAUCCUAUAGGGACUUCUGGUAACACUACCACAGAUAAUGUAUCUCCAACGGCACCGACUGGAAUCAUUACCACUACGUAUCCUCCAGAUAGCUCUACUCAUGCUUUAAAUACCACAUCCAUGAGCACUGAAAGCACCACGAAUGCAAAUAUUACUAAUAUGGUAACUGGUGUUACUAACAUAAGUACUUCCACUAGACACAGUCCAACAACUGUUGAUGUUAACAUUACAACUAUUCCUGCUAUGAAUACUUUUUCUGCUACUCCAGACACAAUAAUUUCCAGUAUUGAAGACUUUGCCCCUCCCUCACAUAUAAAAAGUGCAGAAAUUGAACCUACUCCUGAAGUGACUAGAAAUGCCACUACUGCAUAUACUACCACCAGUAUCACUACAAGUAUUUUCAGCACAAAAACUACAAAUUCCUUGACUACUUCUGACACAGUCCUUACAAACACUUACAUCCCUAGUACCACAGUGAAUCCCACCACCAAUACUACAGGGCAUGUUAUAAAUAUUACUGAUGUGGAUGGCACCAGUAGUGUUCCAGGUGAAACGACACAUAUUUCUCUUCCAAAUACCACAACAGUAUCAAACACAUUAACAUCUGCUCUUCCAGCUACCGCAACUCACCAUAUGGUAACAACAAAUUCUACAGCCAGUUAUUUACCUGUUAUUGCAACUAAUGCUACCACAGAUACUACGAGUAUUACCAUGUAUGCUUUAAAUACUACCACUCCUGACAGAACAACAAUAGAUGCUUCUGCUACUGCAUCUACUUCUAUUGCAAAUACCACAAGUACUGCUCCCUGAUUACUACUCAAGGCAGGAUAAUUACUACAGACGUCUCUUUAAAACAACAUUACAGAUACAGAAAAUCAAUCAACAGGUACAUGAGCUUAUGCUACAUAAGUUUUCACAAAUAUUAUAUUAGUCCUAGCUUUUAUAGAUAUGGCUACUCCAAGCACUGUGGACGUUGAAGAUAUAUCUAGACAUGUAUCUAUUACUAAGUUUGUGGAUACUUCUUUUGGAACCAAAAGAUAUACUACUAUUUUUUUAAUUAUAACUCUUAAGCCCCAUCAUUAAGCUUUAGAUAUUUUAUACAUCCUAGCUACAGACCUCACAGAUGAUUUGGUAUCUCCGAUAAUAAUACCACAUUAGGAUCUGUGAAUACUAUUGCUUUAGCUUAGUCACUGAAAUAACCCAACCUGUUCUUGAGUCUCAGAACAUAAUAACAUUAAUUGAGAGUACUGGUGGUACCCAGCACUCCUAUAACUGCUGGAGCAAUCAUUAUUAAUAUUACAGUACAUUAUUUCAUUGCUCAUGCUAAAAAUCACACUUUAUUUUCCUCUGGACUUUUCCAAAUGCUAUGACUACCAAUAUAGUAACUUGCUAUUAUACAUAUUGAAAGUGUUAUUGCUUGCUUCUAAAGAGAUCCUAUCUAUAGCUAUAGAUGUGAAAAAUGCCACCAUUGUAGAUCUCCUAUACAGUUUGACUCCAGGAAUUGAAAUAAAUUAGGAAUAUUAUAGGUUUCUUUUACUCAUAGAAAAUAAAAGUAUGAUAGUAGAUGUUAAAAACAUAACUUUCCAAACUUUGCCACCUUUACUUUGCAACCAAACUUUGCAACAUUACUGCCAUAGGUACUACUGAUACUCUUUCUACAGAUUUGAUAAGUACAUCUAUUUAUAGACAUUAAAAGUACUUCCAGGAAAUUACAAUGAAUCUUACUUAUGAGAUAGUCAUUGGCCCUUGCUAUUAGCACUAAUGGCUGAAUUCACUUACAAGGUUUUGUUUCUUCUACAGACCAGAAAUCACGCAGACGGAGAUGAGUAUGUAAAGAUGUAGUGUAGGGGACAGUCUUUUCCCUGAAAUCAGAAUUCAUAACCUUAUUUGCUUUUCCUUUUAUCUACCAGCUUCUCCUUUAAUAUUUUACUGUCCAGUCUCUCCUUCAGUGUGUUAGGACUUUCAGCAUGUUCUUGACCCUUCACAUCCAAAUUCACCAUUUAUCUUUAAUCUGACUUUCUUAGCUCCCCCGGACCCCCAUGAAUAGACUUGUGACCAUAACCAAAUAUAGGCAGCUGAGUGCUCGGGGAGGCUCAAUUCUAGGACAGCAUCCUCAAAAUGGAGUUUGGGAACCCAUGGGAGGGCCCCAAACUCUUUCUGGGCUCCAUAGGGUCAAAUCUGUUUUCAUAAUACUAUGUUGUUAUUAGCCCUUUUCGCUCUCAUUCUCUCCUUACUAUGCAGUGGCAUUUUCUAGAGUCUCUAUGCUGUGUGGUGUCACAAUAGAUGAAUAGAAAGACAAAGACAAGAAUCUGUCUUCUAUUAAGCCACACAUUACACAGAUUUAUAAAAUAUAAAAUAAUGUCAGUCUUUUCACUAAUUCUUUUGCUUUG